This is a messenger RNA of Stegastes partitus (bicolor damselfish), 1920 nucleotides long. RefSeq names its product proton myo-inositol cotransporter-like. The coding region runs from base 1 to 1920 and encodes 639 amino acids. Lineage: Eukaryota; Metazoa; Chordata; Actinopteri; Pomacentridae. Gene Ontology annotation, cellular component: apical plasma membrane. Gene Ontology annotation, biological process: myo-inositol transport; transmembrane transport. The transcript is spliced from 11 exons. The record is from RefSeq and is a predicted model, not a curated record. Gene Ontology annotation, molecular function: myo-inositol:proton symporter activity.
AUGUCGCGAAAGCAGGUCGACCAUGACUACAACCUCCGUAGUAUGAGCAACCUGAUGGGCGAGCGCUGGAAGAAAGUGAACGAUGGAGGCGAGCGGAGUCUCAUCAAAGCUCCAUCCAGCGCCAGCAUCAGCAGCCAGGGCGCAUCGGCUGGCAACACCGGGGACCUGGAGAGGGCUGCCCGCAAGCAGUUCCAGCAGGAUGUCACGCCCGGUUUCGUCUACGUCCUGGCCGUGUUCUCCGCCCUGGGGGGCUUCCUGUUCGGCUACGACACCGGGGUGAUCUCCGGGGCGAUGCUCCUGCUGAAGAGGGAGCUGGACCUGAGCGCACUGUGGCAGGAGCUGCUCAUAUCAAGUACUGUGGCCGCGGCCGCCCUGUCCGCGCUGCUGGGCGGCUUCCUCAACGGGCUGUUCGGGCGCAGGGUGUGCAUCCUGCUCGCCAGCUUCUUCUUCACCGUCGGCGGCAUCGUGCUGAGCGCCGCGCCCGGCAAGGAGGUGCUGCUGGCGGGGAGGAUCAUCGUGGGAGUGGGGCUCGGCAUUGCCUCCAUGACGGUGCCCGUGUACAUCGCCGAGGCCUCGCCGCCGCACCUCCGAGGUCAGCUGGUGACCGUCAACACCCUGUUCAUCACCGGGGGGCAGUUCACCGCCAGCCUCAUCGACGGCGCCUUCAGCUACCUGCAGCGCGACGGCUGGAGGUACAUGUUGGGUCUGUCGGUGCUCCCCGCCGUGCUCCAGUUCAUGGGGUUCCUCUUCCUGCCGGAGAGCCCUCGCUGGUUGAUCCAGCGUGGUUUGACCCAGAAGGCCCGCCGAGUGCUCAGCCAGAUCAGAGGCAACCAGAACAUAGACGAGGAGUACGACGGCAUCAAGAACAGCAUCGAGGAGGAGGAGAAGGACAGCGGAGGAGAUGGCCCGGUGAUCUGGCGGAUGCUGACCUACCCCCCGACUCGCCGAGCCCUCCUGGUGGGCUGCGGUCUUCAGAUGUUCCAGCAGCUUUCAGGAAUCAACACAGUCAUGUACUACAGCGCCACCAUCCUGCAGAUGUCGGGAGUUCGGGACGACAGGCUGGCAAUCUGGUUGGCCGGACUCACCACCCUCACCAACUUCCUGUUCACGCUGCUGGGAGUCUGGCUGGUGGAGAGAGUUGGACGCAGGAGGCUCACCUUGGGCAGCAUCAUCGGUACAUGUUUGAGUUUGAGUCUGCUGGCCGUCGGUUUCCUGAUGGCGGCCCAACACACUCCUCCGGUCACCUUCCACCCAUUAGACCCAGCCAUGGCCAACUCCACCUGCUCCAAGUACCAGCUGUGCGAGCCGUGCAUGCUGGACCCUGGAUGCGGUUUCUGCUACAGCGAGAACAGCUCGGCGCUGCUCACCUCCUCCUGCGUUCCCGUCAAUAAGGCCUCCACCGAGCAAGCAGCGUGGGGCAGAUGCUCCAACUCCUCCCUGAUGAGAGAUCACACCUACUGGGCCUACAACUACUGUCCCACCUCCUACUCCUGGCUGGUUCUACUGGGCCUCAUGUUCUACCUGGCUGCCUUUGCUCCAGGUAUGGGUCCGAUGCCGUGGACCAUCAACUCCGAGAUCUACCCUCUGUGGGCCAGGAGCACGGGAAACGCCUGCGCCGCCGGAGUCAACUGGACCUUCAACAUCCUGGUGUCGCUCACCUUCCUGCACCUGGCUCAGUACUUCACCUACUACGGAGCUUUCUUCCUCUACUCCAGCCUUGCCUUGCUGGGUUUCGUCUUCAUCUAUGGCUGCCUGCCAGAGACUAAAGCCCGGCGUCUGGAGGAGAUCGAGGCGCUGUUUGAAAACCAGCUCUGUUCGUGCGGCGCCUCGGAUUCGGACGAAGGACGGCAGGUCGAGUACAUUCGAGUCAAAGGUUCAAACUACCAUCUAUCGGACAACGACGCGUCAGACGUGGACUAG